AUGCAGAAGAUGAGCCUCUUCUCCCCCCUGCUCCUCGUGUGCCUGGAUGUGUGCGUGGUGCACGCCGUCCGCGCGGCCCAGCUCUCGGCCCUCCUCCUCCCCCAUCCGUUCCUCUGCCUGUGGGGGGCCGGCUCGGCCAGGGCCGCCAUGCUGGCCCUCUUCGCGCACACCUCCCCAGGGAGGCUGCCGUGGAUGAGCAGCUUCGAGGGGCUCCAGAGCCUGGCGGUGCUCUGCUUCCACUUCCCGCUGUACACCACCCUCCUGUGGGCUGCGGGGAUGCCCGCCACGGAGGAGCUGUGGGGGUGGCACUCCUGGGAACGGGUGCUGCAGGGUUACGGGGUGGUGGCCGUGGCGUGGAUCUACUGGAGCCGACACCUGUCGUCUCUCUUGCCCUCCCGCGGUCGACGCGCGGCGCCCUCCGAGGAGCCCAGAGACGGCGCUGGAGCGCCUCUGAAGCGGCUGAUGGAAUACAUGCUGCCGUAUCUCUGGCGCUUUGUCUCCGUGCUGAUCCUCGUGUUUCUUUCUUCUUCCGGUGAGAUGGCCAUUCCUCAUUUCACCGGUCGAGUGGCUGACUGGAUCACAAACGAAGAAGCGCCAGAUGCCUUCACACAGGCCAUCAGCAUCAUGACGCUGAUGACUGUUGCCAGCGCUGUGCUCGAGUUCGUAUGCGACCUCAUGUACUACGUCACCAUGAGCCGCAUCCACACCUCGGUGCAGGGAGCCGUCUUCCAGGCUGUGCUGAAGCAGGAGAUCGCUUUCUUCACUCAGACCGGUGAACUGGUGUCCCGUGUUACCACGGAUACCAACGACAUGAGCGAGGCGCUGAGCGAGAAACUGAGUCUCGUCAUGUGGUACACGGCACGAUUUGUUUUCCUCUUGUCCUUCAUGGUGAUGCAGUCUUGGAAAAUGACCCUGCUCACGUGCAUGGGGCUUCCCAUCAUCUGGGUGAUACCUAAGCUCACGGGGAGCUUCCAGAAGGUCAUUGCUGUAAAGGUUCAGGAGUCCCUGGCCAAGGCCAACCAGGUGGCCACGGAGACGUUCUCCUACAUGAAGACUGUGAGGUGUUUUGCCAACGAGGAUGGAGAGACGGAGAGGUACAGGCGGCGGAUGGACGACACGUACGCUCUGAACAAGAAGGAGGCGGUGGCUUAUGCGGCCUCCACCUGGGCAAACAGCAUGACCACCAUGGCCCUGAAGGUGUUCAUUCUGUACUACGGAGGAACUCUGGUGACCAGAGGCGACGUCAGCAGUGGCGACUUAGUGUCAUUCGUCCUCUAUGAGCUGCAGUUUGCCUCUGCCGUGGAGGCCGUCAUGCGUUAUUACCCGGAGGUGAAGAAAGCAAUCGGUGCCUCUGAGAAGAUCUUCGAAUAUUUGGAACGCAAACCUAAAAUACCCCCAAAUGGCUCUCUGGCCCCCGAAAACCUCGAGGGACACAUUCAAUUCAAGAAGGUGUCCUUUUCUUAUCCCGCCAACUCAGACAACAGCAAACUUGUGCUGAAGGACGUGUCCCUGGACAUAAAGCCGGGCCAAGUCACGGCCCUUUUAGGACUUAACAGCUCAGGGAAGUCCACGUGUGUCAGACUGCUGGAGAGGUUUUAUCAGCCGCUGGCUGGUGAGAUCCUGCUGGAUGGGGAACCCCUGCAAAGCUACAAAGACCAGUACCUGCAUGACAAGGUCGCUGUGGUGAGCCAAGACUGUGUGCUGUUUGCCCGCUCUGUGCGGGAGAACAUCAAGUACGGCUGCGAGGAGGCCUCCGACGAGGACAUGCACACCGCCGCCAAGCUGGCGAGCGCUCACGAGUUCAUCAUGGAGCGGGCGGGCGGCUACGACACAGACGCUGGGGAGAAGGUGUCCGGAGGCCAGAAGCAACGCAUUGCCAUUGCCAGAGCUUUAAUCCGACGUCCCAAAAUCCUGAUCCUUGACAACGCCACCAGUGACUUGGACACGGAGAAUGAAUAUCAGGUCUACCAAGCUUUGUUAAACCAAGCCAACGACCGCACCGUGCUGCUGGUGUCCAGCAAGGUGAGUGUUGGGGAAAAGGCCGACCAUAUCGUUGUCCUCGGCAACGGGACGGUUCAGGAGGAGGGAAGCCACGAGGAGCUGAUGCAGAAAGGCGGCGUUUAUGCUGAACUGGUGGAAAAGCAGAAAAUGGGCUUUCACCGCCAAGAAGAGGAGACGAAUGAUGCACACUGAUGCAGAGAAGCAGUCGCGUUACAAGAAGGUUGCUAGGAUAAAGUCCAAACGAGGAUCCCAGUUUCUAAUUUUGUCACUCUCUGUGAUUGGGUUUGACCCUCCUGCUCCAAUACUUUACACACUUUGCAAAACAUAGCUGUAGAAUUCAGUCAGGUAGAUUAUAGAUGUUUUAUUUUUGCAAUAUUUAAGGUGAGGGCUUAUUUAUUUUGUAUUUCCUAAACUGCACUGCAACUUUUAUUAAAUUUUUAGCUUAUUUAUUGUUUUGAUGUCUGUUUUUAAGGUUUUGAUUAAUGAUUUUAAUUAUUUUCAAGCAUCCUUUUCUUUUGCCUUAUGUUUGAUGCCUUUUAAUGAAUUUAUGUGAAUCACUUUGAAUUGCCUUGUUAAAAUGUGCUAUAAAAAAUAAACCUUGCAUUCCUUGUCUUGCCUUCUAAAUAA
Molecule: messenger RNA, 2628 nt
Organism: Gasterosteus aculeatus aculeatus (three-spined stickleback)
Lineage: Eukaryota; Metazoa; Chordata; Actinopteri; Perciformes; Gasterosteidae
Source: RefSeq, a predicted model, not a curated record